This is a messenger RNA of Naumovozyma dairenensis CBS 421, 717 nucleotides long. RefSeq names its product Kxd1p (gene KXD1). Lineage: Eukaryota; Fungi; Ascomycota; Saccharomycetes; Saccharomycetales; Saccharomycetaceae. The transcript has a single exon. The coding region runs from base 1 to 717 and encodes 238 amino acids. The record is from RefSeq and is a predicted model, not a curated record. Gene Ontology annotation, biological process: regulation of protein localization; endosome organization. Gene Ontology annotation, cellular component: endosome; BLOC-1 complex.
AUGAGUAAGAAUGUAAGUAAUGAGGUCAACGACACCAAUGAUAUAGGGAGAUCACAAUCUCCAAGCGUUAGUUCACAUUCUUAUGCUAUCCCAAUAACCGAUGAUAUGGCUAGUGAACUCUCAGAGAACAUAUCAUCAAGUUCUAGUAACAAUUCCGAUAAUGAUGACGAAGGUGAAAGCUUGCAUGCUCUCAAUCAUGAAUUAGAAGACAAUGAGGAUGAUUCAGAAAUAGCGUCGCAAGAAUUAAACGAUCUCCUUCAGAAUGUUGUGCCUGAAUCUGCAGGUAAUGCAACUGAUACUACUAAAACAAGCGCUGGUAAUAAUGGACCAUUAUUGAAUUCCCAGGGAUCUGAUCCAAUGUUUGAUGUUUCUAAGUAUAUAUUUGAAUCAUUGACUCAAGCGGUGGAAUCCAUAGACUUUUCUGAAGCUUUCCAAUCACAAACGAAAACGUCUGCAGUGAUUAAUUCUAAAAGUUUGGAAUUAAGACAAUUGCUUAAUAUGACAAAGAAACAAUUGAAUCACUUCCAAGAAAGAUUUGAAAACGGGGUCGUUGUAUCUAAUCGUAUAAAGCGAAAUAUAAUUGAUGCAAGGAGGAAAAUUAAUAAGUUUAAUGAUGAACUCCGAACACAAUAUCCUAUUGAAUUUAACCAAGCAAGGGAGAAAAUUAUUGAUAGACAACUUGAUCAGGAUGACGACAGUGGGGAAAACAGUCACUAG